AUGGACGGGACGGUCACGGUCCCGACGGGGCUGGGAUCGGGAUCAAGCACAACAAAACUGGUCUCCGUAAAUCAAGUGAAACUAAGACAUGGUAGUCCUCAUUUACUACCACAAUCACAUGAAGAAAUUAAUAUCUAUGAUAGAAAUAUAUUAAAAGAUAACAAUGAUCAACUAAUAACAGACAUAUACAAUAACGAUUAUAUUUCACCAGUAUCGGUUAUUAGUGAAAGAAUGGUGCCGCCAUUGUUAAUUAAUUUAAAACCACAACGGAAUCCAAAUUUUCUAAACUCAAAUACAAUAUCAGUAAAUGAAUAUCAACAACUACAACGAAAUCCAAGUCUAACACAAUUAAAUCGAAGAAUAAAUGAUGUACAAUUAUCUCCAUUAUUAAGUGGUGUUAAAGAACAUGCGAUACCUACCAACUCAAUACAUUUAACUCCAAAACAAUUUGUACGAAAACGUAUUGAGAGUUUAAAAUCACCGGUACCUUCUACUGUUCCACAAAAUAAUUGGGAUAGAAACAAAAUUCUAUUACAAUCCGAACGAUUUCCAGUUCGAAAUGAAAGACUUCGCACCUCAAACUCUACUUCUAAAGUGCCAGAUGCAGUAACACACAAAAGACAUCCUUCGACUAGCCGUCCACGAGCGCAAACUCAACAACUACCAGCACCAACAGCUUCAAAUACAGCUCUUCUCAAUCGUAUCAGAAGAGAGCGUAAUCCACAUGCAAACCCUCCUUUACCCUUUAUUAAUGGGCCAAGUUCAACACCGAAAGCAAAAAUGUUUGCUAGUGUGCAAGCGCCAGCAUCCUCAGCGAAAGAAGACUAUAUAAACGAUAUUAACAUAAAUGGAUUUGAUAAUAAUGAUGUUGGUGACGCAGAUGAACCCAUCUAUGUAAUCGCUCGAUAUGAUCCAUUGAUAUCUAACAAACCUUCCAGAGAAGAAAUUCAUCGGGCUGUUGAAAACCAACUAUCACGAAAUGCUGAUUUAUCACCAAAUAAAAUUGUUAUCGAGUACAACAAACCGCCACAACAUCCACAAAUGAAUAAUCGCUCUCAACAACGAAAUCAAUUUCAUCCACAGCAAUAUCAACAAAUUCAUUCGUCAUUCCCACAAAAACCAGCAUCUCUCAGUAUUGCCAUUCAAUCAUUACCGAACAAUUACCGUCCACAACAAAAUAUAAGACCGGUGAAUAAUUUACUCGCCAUACAACACCAACCACAAUACCAGUAUCAACGUUUUCAACCAAUCAGAGCUCAACGACAAGCCUACUCAACAACGUCUUAUUUUAUGCCACCAAAUACAUUUAAAACUAUUCCAGGACAAAUGAACAAUAAUACCACAAAACCAAGUAUUUUUGAGUCGAAAAAUAUGUCAUCUACUGAUGACGCUGCCAACAUAAAUCGUAUCACUGUGCGAUCCUUAACGCCUGUGCGAGCAAUGCAAUCUGACCGACCAUUUAUACCAGAUCGACCGCAUACUGUCCCUCAAGUGCCAGAAAUGUUUUCACCUGCACCAGCUCAAGAUACUCCUGAACUUAGUACAGAAAGUAUAUUCAAUAUGUUGAAACGGUUUAAUAUUUCUUAUACACCUUCCCCUGUUCCCGCUUACCCAGUACCACACUUAUCAUCAGAAGUCUCACAAAAAUACCCUGAACCAAUUGUCAUCGAACAAUUGCCACCAGGUCUUUCUCAACAAAUGAUGCAGCAGCAAACAGCAUCAAUUCGUCAAACAAAUCAAUUAUCAUCUCAAACUCAACCGUUUAAGCAACGUGCGAUAUCUCCACAACAUCGUUCGCCAUUAACAAUACCCAGAAGUCAUUCUCCAUUUCUUCCACAACAACAAGUUUCGCAGCCACAAUUUUCUCCUAAUCAGCGAUUUCAGCAGACGGGAGUACAAAAAAUAGCCCACAAGCAGCCACAAAUGUCAUCGGCCACUAACGAUAUAUCUUCGAUUGAGUAUGAUCAUGAAAUGAUAAGAAGAGUACAGCAACAGAAUCUACCACGAAUUCCUCAACAACAGAAUCUACCACGAAUUCUUCAACAACAGAAUCUACCACGAAUUCCUCAACAACAGAAUCUACCACGAAUUCCUCAACAACAGAGUCCACCACGAAUUUCUCAGCAACAGAAUCUACCGCGAAAUCCUCAGCAACAUGCGCCACGUAUGCCUGCUCCUCAACAACAGCAACAAAAUCUUCGACCGCAAUAUUCACAUGUUCAACCCAAAACUCAGCCGGUUCAAGUACAACCAGUGCCAGUUCCUAGGAGAGCGGCGCCCCCACUUUAUUGACAUUAGUCAUUUUCAACAAAAAUAAGAUGUCUUGUAACAUCUUGUGUUGUUUUAAAUCAAAAACUUUAGUAAUGGCAAAAAAAUCUUCAGUUAUUAUCGUUUUGUUUCUUAUUUUAAGAUUAGAUAAAAUGUUGAAUAGUUUUCUACGCCGUUUCAAGUACAAAUUUUUAAAGUUAUAAAACGAACAGUUUUACCUAAUGGACAUUAUAUACAAUGAGUACGUUCACGUAGUUUCGUUAAUUUAAUUAUGAACACAAUGUAUAUGCUUUAAUACUUCAUGUUAUAUAAUUAUUGCAUGGUCAUUUUUUGCCGUCUUUAUCGCUCAGAUCAUCGCACACUUCAAAAUUUUGAAGUGCGAUUUGAGUCCGGGGGAAUACGAUAUUCGGAAUAAGCAUGAUCGAUUGUCUAUGUGUCCAUGAUUUUUAGUACGACGUACUUCGAAAAUUAAGUUAAAAAGAGCUUUUAAAAUUUUGAAAAAGAUUCGAGCGAGAAUUCUAUCCACGUCCAAGAAAAUAUGUUUUCUUAUCGUCUGUCU
This is a messenger RNA of Didymodactylos carnosus, 2827 nucleotides long. The record is from the annotation of a GenBank genome assembly. NCBI's taxonomy places the organism in Eukaryota, Metazoa, Rotifera, Eurotatoria, Philodinida, Philodinidae.